Myripristis murdjan (pinecone soldierfish) is the source of this 8834-nucleotide messenger RNA. RefSeq names its product solute carrier family 12 member 5-like. NCBI's taxonomy places the organism in Eukaryota, Metazoa, Chordata, Actinopteri, Holocentriformes, Holocentridae. Gene Ontology annotation, cellular component: plasma membrane. Bases 183 to 3695 code for a protein of 1170 amino acids. Gene Ontology annotation, biological process: chloride transmembrane transport; chloride ion homeostasis; potassium ion import across plasma membrane. The transcript has 26 exons. Gene Ontology annotation, molecular function: potassium:chloride symporter activity. The record is from RefSeq and is a predicted model, not a curated record.
AAGCCGCAGUUCCUCCAGGACAGAGUAGUCAGGAGAAAACUUAGCGGACGUGCAGGAACAGGUGGACAGGCACGCGAGCCCUAAGUGCCCUUUCGCUGUCGGUGUCCGUCCGCGUCAUCCUUCACUGAGGCCAGGUCAAGGUAGCCAACAGGGGAGCCUCCGCUUGUCUUACCGGCGACACCAUGAGCCAGAGGUUUACCGUCUCCAAGAGAGACGGCGACCGGUGCGCCGCAGACAUCCAGGGUGAAGUGAACCAGCUGUUCGAGGGGGACGAGCCCACAACCAGCGGCGCCGCAGACACGCAGGAGGCUGCCAACGCCGAGGCGGUGCUGGUGCUCAAAGGUGACAAUAACCCUAAAGAGAGCAGUCCUUUCAUCAACAGCAGCGAUGCCGCCGCAGAGAAGAGCCAGCAGUAUGAUGGCAAGAACAUGGCCUUGUUUGAGGAGGAGAUGGACACCAGCCCCAUGGUGUCAUCUCUGCUCAGCAGCCUGGCAAACUACUCCAACCUGCCCCAGGGCAGCAAGGAGCACGAGGAGGCGGAGAACAACGAGGCGGAGUCAUCACGCAAGAAACCAGUCAAGGCCCCCCAGCUCGGUACUCUGAUGGGUGUCUAUCUGCCAUGCAUCCAAAACAUCUUUGGAGUGAUUCUGUUCCUCAGGAUGACCUGGUUGGUUGGCAUCGGAGGCGUCAUCGGGACCUUCAUCAUCGUCUUCAUGUGCUGUGCCACGACCAUGCUGACUGCCAUCUCGAUGAGCGCCAUCGCCACCAAUGGAGUAGUACCAGCUGGAGGCUCCUACUACAUGAUUUCUCGUUCGCUGGGCCCUGAGUUUGGGGGAGCGGUGGGGAUCUGUUUCUACCUGGGGACCACCUUCGCUGGAGCUAUGUACAUCCUGGGGGCCAUCGAGCUCCUCCUGAUCUACAUAGUGCCCAAAGCGGCCAUCUUUCCCCUGGAAGGCCUGGAAGGGGCCGAGGCAGAGGCCGCCCUGCUGAACAACAUGCGUGUGUACGGGACCAUUCUGUUGACCUCCAUGGCCACGGUGGUGUUCGUCGGGGUGAAGUAUGUCAACAAGCUGGCCCUGGUCUUCCUGGCCUGCGUCAUCCUCUCCAUCCUGGCUGUCUACGCUGGUGUCAUCAAGACCGGCGUUGACCCUCCCGACUUCCCGGUGUGCGUCUUGGGGAACCGCACCUUGGUGUGGAAGAAUUUCGAUGUGUGUGCAAAGACAAUUGAGACCGCUAAUGGAACGGUCACCACCCAGCUGUGGCGCAUGUUCUGCGAUUCACCCUUCCUCAACGCUACCUGUGACAAGUACUUUGUUUCCAACAACGUGUCCCAGGUCCAGGGCAUUCCUGGGGUCACCAGCGGGAUCCUAGCAGACAACCUGUUUGGGAACUACUAUGAAAAGGGAGACCUGGUGGCCAUGAUUGGCAUGGAGUCAGUUGAAGGGGUGGACGACCCUCUGACCAACGCUAACCGCUACGUCCUGGCUGACAUCACCAGCUUCUUCACUUUGCUGGUUGGCAUUUACUUCCCCUCUGUAACAGGGAUCAUGGCUGGCUCCAACCGCUCUGGGGAUCUGCGUGACGCCCAGAAGUCUAUUCCCAUUGGCACAAUAGCAGCCAUCACCACAACCUCCACUGUCUACAUGUCCAGUGUGGUUCUGUUUGGUGCCUGCAUCGAGGGCGUGGUCCUCAGAGACAAGUUUGGGGAGGGAGUCCACGGGAACCUGGUGAUCGGCACAUUGGCUUGGCCAUCGCCGUGGGUGAUCGUGAUUGGCUCCUUCUUCUCCACCUGCGGGGCAGGCCUCCAGAGUCUGACAGGAGCUCCUCGCCUCCUGCAGGCCAUUGCCAAGGACAGCAUUGUGCCCGCCCUCCGGAUCUUUGGCCAUGGGAAGGCCAACGGGGAGCCCACAUGGUCCCUGCUGCUGACAGCCUGCAUCUGUGAGAGUGGCAUCCUCAUCGCCUCCCUGGAUGCAGUGGCCCCCAUCCUCUCCAUGUUCUUCCUGAUGUGUUACAUGUUUGUGAACCUGGCCUGUGCCUUGCAGACCCUGCUGAGGACCCCCAACUGGAGACCCCGCUUCAAAUUCUACCACUGGGCUCUGUCCUUCCUGGGGAUGAGUUUGUGUCUCACUCUGAUGUUCCUCUGCUCCUGGUACUAUGCCAUUGUCGCCAUGGCAAUUGCCGGCUCCAUCUACAAGUAUAUCGAGUUCGCAGGGGCGGAGAAAGAGUGGGGUGAUGGGAUACGAGGUCUGUCUCUCAGCGCUGCACGAUACGCUCUCAUGCGGCUGGAGGAAGGGCCCCCACACACCAAGAACUGGAGGCCCCAGUUGCUGGUCCUGGUUAGCACGGACGCAGAGCAAAAUGUGGAGCAGCCUCGCCUGCUCUCUCUGACCAACCAGCUGAAGGCAGGCAAAGGCCUGACCAUUGUUGGCACGGCUCUGGAGGGCACCUACCUGGAGAACUCUGAGCAGAGCCAGCGUGCAGAGCAGGCGCUGCGUAAGCUGAUGGAGACGGAGAAGGUGAAGGGCUUCUGCCAGGUGACAGUAUCCUCAAACCUGCGUGACGCCACAUCCCAUCUGCUUCAGGCCAGUGGGCUGGGAGGUCUCAAACACAACGCCGUGCUGGUCAGCUGGCCACGCAACUGGAAACAGGCCGACGAGCACCAGACCUGGAGGAACUUCAUUGAGUUGGUGAGGGAGACCACCGCCGCCCACCUGGCUCUGCUUGUGCCCAAGAACAUCUCAGCCUUCCCGUCCAAUGGAGAGCGUUUCACCGAGGGCCACAUCGACGUGUGGUGGAUCGUCCACGAUGGAGGCAUGCUGAUGCUGCUGCCCUUCCUGCUCCGCCAGCACAAGGUUUGGAGGAAGUGCAAGAUGCGCAUCUUCACUGUGGCCCAGAUGGACGACAACAGCAUCCAGAUGAAGAAGGACCUGACCACUUUCCUCUAUCAUCUCCGCAUCGAUGCUAUGGUGGAGGUUGUAGAAAUGCAUGACAGUGACAUCUCAGCCUACACGUAUGAGAAGACCCUGGUGAUGGAGCAGCGAUCGCAGAUCCUCAAGCAGAUUAAUCUGACGAAGAAUGAGCGUGAGAGAGAGAUCCAGAGCAUCACUGAUUCAUCCCGUGGGUCUAUCCGCCGUAAGAACCCGGCUGCUGUGACCACCCAGCUGAGUGUGACUGAAGACCAGCCAGGAGGCAGCAAGGAGGAGAAGCCUGAGGAGGAGUCAAAGUCGGCCUCUUCCCCUGUGUCCCCCCCUGCCCAGGUCCAGCUCAUCCACGACAACACCACCCCAGCCAGCCCCGCGACCCCAGCCACCCCGCUGACCCCGGCCACAGAGUCGGCUCAGAGCCCCGGGGAGCAGGUCCAGAUGACCUGGACCGAGAAGUGUGAUGGAGAGCCGGCCAAGCCACCCGGCGCAGCCACACCGGAGGGCAUCAAAGACAUCUUCAACAUGAAGCCUGAGUGGGAGAACCUGAACCAGUCCAACGUGCGACGCAUGCACACAGCGCUUCGGCUGAACGAAGUCAUCGUCAAGAAGUCUUCAGAGGCCAAGCUGGUCCUCCUCAACAUGCCCGGGCCACCCAAGAACCGGACAGGGGACGAGAACUACAUGGAGUUCCUUGAAGUCCUUACUGAGGGUCUCAACCGGGUCCUCCUGGUCCGCGGAGGCGGCCGGGAGGUUAUCACUAUCUACUCUUGAGAAAGCAGCCCCCCUCCACCCCUACCUAUCCCCUGUUCCUGUGCCACUUAUACUCCAACCCUCCUGUCCACAUUGCUUUGUACUCAUGUCACCCUAACAUUUAUUUAUGUACGAUAGUCCUCUCACACCCAACCAAUAGCCCAGCUCAGCUUCAGCACCUCUCCCUUUGCUCCCUCUCCUGUAGACUGGAUGAACAGUGUCACAUGUUCAGCCGCCAAGCCCAUCAUUCUAGCGCUACAAGCUACUGUAAUUACUCUAGGCUCUAGACUCAUUUAGACACGAUCUGGAUUUAUUCCUUAGGGGAAGAUAUUUCUACUCAGAGCUUUUUCUUUGCUAGUCCAUAGCCUAGUAACUUGCCUUGAGUUAAAGGGUCACUCAGCAGGGAGGUCUGGGUUGUUAGCUGAGGUGUGAGUGCACAUGCAUGUAUGUGUCUGUCUUUGUUUUAAUCACUGCAGAUGAGUUCAAGGAGUUUUUUUGCUAGCGUGGCAUAGGAGCGGCUACUGCUUCUACAAGUAGUCUUCUAUCUAAAGAGCUGAAAUGAGCUGAGGGGAGGAUUGCGUGUUCAAUCCAUCACAGAACAUGGACGCCUUCUGCAGCAUUCCAGCCUGCUGUUUUUGGAGGUGAAUCGUCUUUCAAUGCAAAGAGACUGCUACCCACGGUCAAUACCAGUGGCCUGACGGAGAAGAGCAUGGUCAUCCUUACGGACUGUGAAAUUCACAGUGAUAUUCAAAGAAGACUCAAAUGGUAUGUGGAUCCAAUGUCCAUGACAAACUGCGGUAUAUCACACUCUUUAACCUAGCAUGACAUCCUUAUAUCUGUGCGUGUGUUUUUUUGCCAUUGUUUUGUUACCACCAUCACUACCUAUCCACUCAUCCCCUUUUACUCCCUUCUUAGUGGCUAUUUAUCCCUGUGGCCACUGUUAGUGCCAAAAAACAACAAGGCUAGCUUGGUUUUUAGAGAUUGACACGUAAUUAAACUGUGAAUAGUGCAUUUCCUAGCAGGAUGGCAGUCUGACAGAGGAGUGGGGAGAGAGUAUGCCCUGGGAGAUCAUCAUUGUCAGAUGCCAGCACCCCUUGACCCUAGUGUGGAUCACUGUAAAUACUGUAAAAGCUCUGACGCGUUGUUCAGUAUGAGUGUAGUAUUUUUGUGACAUACUAAAAGCUUCUAGUGGAGAAACUGUUCCUUCGCUCAGAGGGUCAGCUAAAAAUGCUUUUUUUUUGGAUGGCUUAGGCUCCUAUCACUAUGGUAACUGUCACUGUAACCUUGACAAGUACUGCACCUGCACUGUCUGCCACUGUGCAACAAGUGAAAUUUUUAACGAAUUCAUCAAGUUCAUGAAACGGAUAUUAAAUGUGUUAUUUUUUCAUCUAGAAAACAAAUCUGUAUUUGUUAUGUUUAUAGACAGAGGUUAUACAUAUUUAUGAAAUAGUUCUAUCAUUUCGAUUGCCAUUCAAAGAUAUAUUGUUGUUUGCCAAAUUUAGAUAUAUGUGCCAUAUGAAAGUAUUUUUCAAAAAGAAUUAAUAAUCAAAAUUGCUUACAAGUGAGGUGUCACUGGAAUUAGCAUGGUGUUAACACUAUAGCUGGAAAGUCAUCCUGUAUAUGAUAAAAAAAAUAUAGAUUGCCCAGACUAACUUGUUUGUACCAACACCCCCUCCCCUACCAGAUAAUGAGGAGUUAAGAAUUUGAGCAUCUAUUGAUUGAUUGUUUCUGGGGUAAAUAAAUGGAAUGGACAAUGGCUUCUGUAGCGAGGAAACUGACUUUGUCCAUGAGGCUGAACUCUAUGCAGUAGACUCUCCAAAUGAGAUUUUCUAUCCUCUAGAUUGGUUAAGAUUUGAGCCAAACAUGUCCCCGACCAUAGGAAUGAAUCAUUAGUAAAUCAUAUAUAAAAUUGAAAAGUGCAUCUUGAAAGAAAUGUGCAAUAGUUGAAAUCCGGACUCACGUGAUCACGCUAUUUAUUUUUUUACACAUAUAUUUUGUAUAUGUAGAUUUCAUGAGUCUUCAGAACCAUCUCACUCUGACCAAGGACAGCUGUCACUAUGCUUUGACUAUUUUUUUGUUGUUUGGUUUUGUUUCUUGAACAAACUGUUUUUGGUCAUUUGCACUUGUAGUAGAUCUAUAAAUAUAAAUGAAUACAUAUAUACAAUAGAGGGAAGCAAAACAAAUUAGUUUAUAGAACUAUUAAAAACAGUAUUAAAUGUUUUUAGUGUUGUUUGAAUGUCAGACCAUAUGUUGUGAAUGCUGCUAGUAUUAAUAGAUUUAUUUGUACUGUAAAUAGAGAUGACUAAAGGAACAUAAAAGAUAAAGUGAAAAAGGGUAUAGGCUUCAUAGACAUACAUAUCAGUGCUGGUGUUUGUCUACCAAGACAAGGCUUUACUUGUAAACUUUUGGCCUGCGAUCUCUGGACAGGGUUAGCUUUCUGUUUUAUUCGAGAACCUUAUUGAAGAUGUUUGACGCAAUAUUAUAAGGUCACUAGGGUGAGAUUUGUUUGGGGGGUCUGAGGGCAAAACCUCCAACCAUUUUGUUUCUUUUUUUUUUUAAAAAAACUGCUCUCGAUUAUUACCAUCUAAAAUCUCAUAAGAAACGUGAACCCAUUUUUAAGCAAAUAGCUCUCGAAUUUGAACAGUGUACUUAAAUAAGAUGACAAAAAUUUGAGUUGAACAUGAACAUCUCUUUGAGUUGUCUUUAAAACGUUGCAGGUUGUGAAUUUUUAACACACAUACCUGUGGCACAUAUGAUAUUUUAAGAAGCAGCAGCCACAUCUAGCUGUCAGUGAUUGGGACGCCAAGUUACCUUUUUUUUUUCCUCAAUAUGCUUUGAUGUCACACUUACUUAUGACAAAGUAGUAAAACUUCACAUCAGGUUUUGAAGAACAUGGCUAUUUUGGGAUUGUCACUUAGAACAUUGCCUGCAUUGACUGAGCCUUUUAAAUCUAUUCAAAAGAAAAAAAAAUAUCUGAUGUUUAUUGAAAAGUUUAUCGGAAAUGAAUUUAUUUAUUGAAUUAUAAAUGUUUUAUAAUUACUGUUUGCAUGGUCCUACGUGGCACUAUUUGUUUUAGUGGUUUCUAUAGUGCGAUGACUUACAUGUUCAAGGUGCAGCGUUGGGGAAGGGAUGUUCUCUUUUGAGCAGCAUGAAAUGUUGCCUCACUUACAGAUACGAGAACCCAGGAACGUUUGCCUUAUGGCAACAUUACUAGACCUUGAAAAGAAGUCUUUUGCAAAAAAACAAACAAACAAACAAACAAACAAAAAAAAAAUUAAAACAAGAAAAAAGUAUGAGUUCACUAUACUGGUACUUGUUAUUUCAAUCUUGCUCAAGUAGUGUUAUGUAACGUAAUAGGAGACUUUUAGUUUGUGAAUGGAUGGCAAUGGCCUGAGGAACGGUCAUUUCACCUUUGUAAAUAUUGAUCACUGCAGUCAGAGACACUGUAACCUACUGAAGUGUUGUCUUUUGUUGUACACUGUUCUAUCACUGUGGACAAAGUCUUAGAGUUUUGUAAGAUUAUGUGCAAUAUUGUUCUCUCAUGGGUACUUUUAAUUCGUCACAGUUUCUCAGUUCCUCUUUUCAUUGAAGUGACUGGCAUUGUCAGCAGUCAGUCAUGUCAUCCGAAUGUUUUUGCCAGGUCUUACGGACCAUAAAGAUCUAAAGUCUUCAUCCCAGUUGUGGCCGAGACAGCAAAGCACUUUACACUGAAGUGAUCAGAGGACAGUCUACAGCAGCUGGUGGGCCAAUGAGAGCCGACCUGCUCUGUACAGACUCUAUCCCACAGUGAUCUCUAGAGGCACGGGGGUGUAUUACAGCCAGCUGUGGCGGUCGGAGACAGCACAUACGAUUAAGCGUUAUUCUAGUCCAUCCUCUCACUGCAGUUCUGAACUGCAAUAAACUACCUACCUAUUGAUUUUGUUUACAUCCUAUCAUUUAAGUAUAUUCUACUACAUUUGGCAUGUAUCACAGUUUCUUUCCCUUUUCUUGCCAAACCUCUUGGAAGAAUCAUAGUAACUGUUGAAUUUUUAGUGGUUGUCACUCAAUCUGUGAGGUGAGCCUCCCUAAAAUCCCGCCGUCCCAGCCCCACCCCAAUUCCCUGGCCUCCCCCUCCCAGUCACAAAUCCACCCCAGCUCUGUACUUAUAUGUGAUUGCAGUAUAAUUCUGAAAAAUGAUCAAAGAAUAUAAAACAAGCGCUUCCACUUCUGGUACUGGCUCUGCUUGGACGAUAAUGUGAGAUGCAAAUGAAACCAGCAUGUUCCUCAUUGCCAGCUGAUCCAAACCUUCACCUGCACAACUGUAGCAUAAGACAAACCUGCCGGUGAGCAUUACAAAGUCUCCAUCCUCACGUGGAUAUUAAGGGCUCUGAAACACAUCUGUUACCGGGUUGAGGAGGCUUUCCUUUCAAGACACCAACAGAGAAAACACAUGAAACCACCAAUUGGUACGCAGUGCCUCACACUAGCUUUUUGUCAAUCAGAGGAAGCUGAGAUGUGGAUACGCAGGCUGUAGCUGAGGCGAGAUUACACACCAUACCCAUCAGUAGCCUCAUAGAAGCAGCCAAUCUGUGAUUUUUGGAGGUUAACACGAAACAAACAAACAAAGAAACAAAAAAAAAAAAAGCUGCAUUUACAUUAUAUGAUCUCUCUGGGAGUCUGGUGAGAAAAACUGAAGAUGCUAUCCAUGCAGUGCAAGCAGAGCCCUAUUCCAGUUAUGUUGUGUAACUCAAUGCAUGCAUGCAAUUACCCUGAAACAAGGUGUAGUAUUGAAAAUAUAUUGGGUGUUUGUGGUAUUAAAAAAAAAAAAAAGUAUUUCGUUCAUAUCAGUUUAACACACAUUUCUUUUAAGUAGAAUGAAUUGUUUGCUAUCUUUUCUUUUUGACUGGCCAAUCAGUGUAUCCAAGAUGAAUGAAUAUUAGUUGCAGUACAAGAUUCUAUUUUUAUGGUAGAUUUGUUGAAAAGGUCCUCUCACACUGUUGUCAAUUGUGUCAUAUAUAUCUGCAGAUAAACUGAUAACCAAAGUAUAUUUCAGUUAACUACAUAUAUGAUAGGUGUGCAUAUGUAUACUCCAGUGAAUUAGACACAAACUCUGGAGAACGCACUUCAUUUGCUGUCAUGUGAAAGUUCUUCAUCUGGACUUUUAGUUGAUAUUAAAAAAAA